Molecule: messenger RNA, 1224 nt
Organism: Dioscorea cayenensis subsp. rotundata (Guinea yam)
Lineage: Eukaryota; Viridiplantae; Streptophyta; Magnoliopsida; Dioscoreales; Dioscoreaceae
Exons: 2
Coding region: 1-1224 (407 amino acids)
Source: RefSeq, a predicted model, not a curated record
AUGAUGAACAUACUGGCUCUCAGCCUCAUCAUCGCCACCCUCGUCGGCGCCGGCGUAUGGUCUCCGCCGCCGUCCGAGCCACACCACCUUGUCCGGGAAGGCAGCCGCGUCAUCGUCGUCGAGUAUGAACGUCAGGUAGACGACGAUCACUCCUCUUCUUCUUCUCCUCACAAACUCAUCCAAGAAGCAAAAGAUAAGUUCAAAGAAGCAUCUUCUCUCCUCCCAAACCUUGGCCAAGGCCUCUCCACUCCUUCAGAAAUCCAAAGUUCUUCAACAGAUCUUGAUACCAAUGCUCUCAGUGCUGCUACCAAAAGUGCAAUGGAUGACACUAAAGAAGCUGUUGAAAGUCUUGUGCACAAAGGUAAAGAGAAGGUGGAGCAAACCAAGAACACUCUGAAAAAUACAGCAGAAAAAGUGAAGGAAAAAGCAGAGAAUGUCAUGCAUGAAGGAAAGAACAGAAUGGAGGAUAAAGCUGGAAACUUUAUACAUAAAGCGGAGAAGAAGAAGAUUGAAGAAACAAAGAAUGUGGGAGAGGAGAUGAAGAAAGAUGCAUUAGAGAUUGUGAGGAGGAGUAAGAGAUUGGUUUGUAAUGCUUGUUCUUAUGUGGUGACGCCGGAGACGGUGAAGAAGGUGGCAAAGGUGGUGCAUUUGUUCGGGUUUUCGAUGGCGUAUGGGACUAGUGUGUGGGUGACGUUUGUUUCGAGCUAUUUGUUAAGUAGAGCUUUGCCGAGGCAGCAGUUUGCGGUGGUGCAGAGUAGGAUUUAUCCGGUGUAUUUCCGGGUGGUGGCCGGUGAUGUUGUGGUGGUGUUGAUUGCUCAUUUGGUUGAGAAUGGUUGGAAAAACAGGGUGGAGAUGUUGCAGGGGUGUUGCUUGUUGGUUGUGCUUGUUCUUGUUCUUGUUAACAUGCUCUUUUUUGAGCCCAAGGCCACAAAGUUAAUGUUUGAGAGAAUGAAGAUGGAAAGAGAAGAAGGGCGGGGAAGGGACAUUGAUGAUACCGUGUCGGAGCCUAUACUUACAUCCUCACCGGCCACCGCCACCGCCGCUACAACCAGAGUAUCCCCAGGUGCUGUUAGGAUGGAGGAGGCGAUGAAAAGCAGAAUGGCAUAUCUAACCAAGAAAUUAAAGAAGCUCAACACCUACUCAUCUUUGCUUAAUGUGAUUGGUCUCAUGGCACUCACUUCUCACCUGGUCCAUUUGGCAAGCUAUGCGCAUCUAACUUGUUGA